This is a messenger RNA of Jaculus jaculus (lesser Egyptian jerboa), 5046 nucleotides long. It is a transcript of the gene Nufip2, whose product is annotated as nuclear FMR1 interacting protein 2. Gene Ontology annotation, cellular component: cytoplasmic stress granule; nucleoplasm. Bases 97 to 2193 code for a protein of 698 amino acids. The transcript has 4 exons. The record is from RefSeq and is a predicted model, not a curated record. Gene Ontology annotation, molecular function: RNA binding. Lineage: Eukaryota; Metazoa; Chordata; Mammalia; Rodentia; Dipodidae.
CGCGCUCAGAUAUAGGGAGAGAGCGCUGAGAAGCUGUCUCAGAUCCUGACGGUGCAGCAGCCCGCAGCCUCAGCCAGGGAGUCCCAGCCGCUUUCAAUGGAGGAGAAGCCCGGCCAGCCACAGCCUCAGCACCAUCACAGCCACCACCAUCCGCACCACCAUCCUCAGCAGCAGCAGCAACAGCAGCAGCAGCAGCAGUCGCACCACCACCACCAUUAUUAUUUCUACAACCACAGCCACAACCACCAUCACCACCACCAUCACCAGCAGCCUCACCAGUACCUGCAGCAUGGAGCCGAAGGCAGCCCCAAGGCCCAGCCGAAGCCGCUGAAACAUGAACAGAAACACACCCUCCAGCAGCACCAGGAAACGCCGAAGAAGAAAACAGGAUAUGGUGAAAUAAAUGGUAAUGCUGGAGAAAGAGAAGUAUCUUUAAAGAGCCUCAGUUCUGAUGAAACUACCAACCCUAUUUCCAGGGUCCUCAAUGGCAACCAGCAAGUUGUAGACACUAGCCUGAAGCAGACUGUCAAGACCAGCACCUUUGGAAAAGCAGGAAUUAAAACCAAGAAUUUCAUUCAGAAAAACAGUAUGGACAAAAAGAAUGGGAAGUCUUAUGAAAACAAAUCUGGAGAGAACCAGUCCAUAGAUAAGAUCGAUACUGUAGCAAUUCCGAAUGGUGUUGUGACAAAUAAUUCAGGCUAUAUUACUAAUGGUUAUAUGGGCAGAGGCGCAGAUAAUGAUGGUAGUGGAUCAGAGAGUGGAUAUACCACACCUAAAAAAAGGAAAGCUAGGCGCAAUAGUGCUAAGGGUUGUGAAAACCUUAAUUUAAUGCAGGACAAAAUAAUGCAACAAGAGACUAGUGUCCCGACCCUAAAACAGGGACUUGAAACUUUAAAGCCUGACUACAAUGAACAAAAGGGAAAUCGAGUAGAAGGCUCAAAGCCCAUUUGGAAAUAUGAAACUGGGCCUGGAGGAACAAGCAGAGGAAAGCCUGCUGUUGGAGAGAUGCUUAGAAAAAGUGCAGAUAUAAAACCUGGUGUGAAUAGCAAAAAGUUCGAUGAUCGGCCUAAAGGAAAGCAUGCUUCAACUGCUUCCUCCAAAGAGGACUCAUGGACCCUGUUUAAACCACCCCCGGUUUUUCCAGUGGACAAUAGCAGUGCUAAAAUAGUUCCUAAAAUAAGUUAUGCAAGCAAAGUUAAGGAAAACCUCAACAAAACUGUACAGAACUCAUCUGUGUCACCAUCUUCAUCUUCAUCCUCUUCAUCUGCUGGGGAAACUCAGACUCAGUCUUCAAGUCGGUUAUCCCAGGUUCCUAUGUCAGCUCUGAAAUCUGUUACUUCUGCCAACUUUUCUAAUGGGCCUGUUUUAGCAGGGACUGAUGGAAGUGUGUAUCCGUCAGGGGGUCAGCCACUGCUAACUACUGCUGCUAAUACUUUGACACCCAUCUCCACCGGGACUGAUUCAGUUCUCCAGGACAUGAGUCUGACUUCAGCAGCUGUUGAUCAAAUUAAGUCUAGCCUUUUUAUCUACCCUUCAAAUAUGCAAACUGUGCUAUUAAGCACAGCACAGGUAGAUCUGCCCUCUCAGACAGAUCAGCAAAACCUGGGAGAUAUCUUCCAGAAUCAAUGGGGUUUAUCAUUUAUAAAUGAGCCCAGCGCUGGCCCUGAGACUGUUAUUGGAAAGUCAUCAGACCAUAAAGUGAUGGAAGUGACAUUUCAAGGAGAAUAUCCUGCCACUUUGGUUUCACAGGGUGCUGAAAUAAUCCCCUCAGGAACUGAGCAUCCUGUGUUUCCCAAGGCUUAUGAGCUGGAAAAACGGACUAGUCCUCAAGUUCUGGGUAGCAUUCUAAAACCCGGGACUUCUGAGAGUGGAGCCUUAUCCUUGGAACCCAGUCAUAUAGGUGAUCUGCAAAAAGCAGACACCAGUAGUCAAGGUGCUUUAGUGUUUCUCUCAAAGGACUAUGAAAUAGAAAAUCAGAAUCCUCUGGCUUCUCCUACGAACACUUUGUUAGGCUCUGCCAAAGAACAGAGAUACCAGAGAGGCCUAGAAAGGAAUGAUAGCUGGGGUUCUUUUGACCUGAGGGCUGCUAUUGUAUAUCACACUAAAGAAAUGGAAUCUAUUUGGAAUUUGCAGAAGCAAGAUCCCAAAAGGAUAAUCACUUACAAUGAAGCCAUGGAUAGUCCAGAUCAAUGAAGGACCAGACUGCCUAUUCGUAACCUUUCUGCAGCAUUAGAGCCACCGUUCAUGGGAGACACAAGGCUUUUUUGCUCCUAGAUCUUCAAUGCAGCAGAGGAACCAUAAGUAGAAUCACAGGAUAAUAUAUACAAAUAUAUAUAUAUAUAUAUAUAUAUGCAUAUAUAUAUAUAGUUAUUUAAAAAUGGCAACUGAAAGUAAUUAGACUUCUUAAGGAAUCAAAUUUAUUUCAAGAGACUACACAUGGUUAUUUAAUCUCCGGUACUGAAUAGUUUUUUUUCCCCCUUUUUUUGUUAGUUUUUGUUUCUAAGUGUGAAUGCAAGUGAUUAAUGAAUACAGACUUAACAAGCGUGGUUCUAAAGUUCCUGCUGUCAUCAACUUGGGCAACAAAUGACCCACUGGAAAGGCAAAUCCACUUAAAAGAUCAUUGUAUCUUGUUCUGUGACUAAAGUGAGACACUAAUCACGGGGAACCCAGAAUGAUUCAACGUUUUCCCCUAUUCCUUCCCUUGAUCUUUUGAUUUUGAUUUAAGCCCUGCGAGAAUGCUGGAUAAAUGCCUUGAAGUUUGCAGGGGUGUAUUUUUUUAAUCAGAUAUGAUUUGCAUGUCUUGCCAGGAGUUAAGCAGCAGUGGGGUGUUGGGGAAACAUUUUCUUUCCUUUUGUUUUUUGUGGGGUGGGAAUAGGGGGAGGGCAUUUAAGUUCUACAAUUCUGGGUAUGGGGACAUAGUUCGGUUACAUGUUGGACCUCAACAACUGAAGAAUUCAUGAGUGUCAUUUAAGAAAAGUUGCAGAACAAGUGAUUGGCUUAGAUACAGAAAAAGUAUUCAUGUGCCCAUAUUUUAAUUAAUGUAAUUGUAUAACUGGGAGCAAAAGUAUAUAAGGCUUUUCAACUGUAGGUGCUCCAGACUUGCUCUCUGUCACUAACACUAAAUGUGCAGUUUUCUUAAGAGAAACUUAUACCUGUCUGUAAAUUCUAAUUUCAGUUUCUCAGCAAAAUCUAAAAGGAGAAGAAAAAAAAUCCCAUGAGGUCUUUAACUUUUCUUUUUUAGCCAGUGAGGAGGUAAUAAACACUGCUUAUUAGGGAUGUUUUCAUGCAAAUUACAAUUCUGAGCUUUUAGCGUCUAAUUAUAUCUUAAUAUAUUUUACUAUUAGAGCAAAAUGGGUUUUUAAGGAAAAUAAUGUGAAAUUCUGGAAAUUUUGUUCUGGGCAGAGAAGAGCUUUAGCCCUGUCUCAUCAUCACAUUGCCAUCCUGUUGCACUGCAGCUUGUGUAUAGCAUGCUAAAAUAAAUUUUUUUUGUGUGUGUGUGUGCAGAAACUAAGGGUCCAAUUUAAGAUUGGGUGAUGUUAGUGGCAUAAUAACAAGUUCUCUGGCCUGACAUAGCAUCACAUCAUACACACAAACACGUGCGCGCACACACACAUACAUACAAAAAUGAGUAUAUCCUUGUAUGUCAAAUACAGGUUAAAAUAGCAGGGCAUUUAUAUAGAUUUUCAGUCUUCUAAUAAAAGUAGACUGGAUCCUUCGGGUUAUUUGGGGGGAAAGUAGUUGCUUUUUUUUUUUUUUUUCACCUCUAUUAUGUCCAGUUUUGAGUGACUAGUAUGGAUGGGUUUUCUUGUUUUGUUAAUUAUUUGAGGCUUUUAACAAAUAGUUCAAGAAAGAAGCUGUUGGAUUCACCGUAGAGAAAAUACCUUUUUAGUCUGGAUUUCUGCCCUGCUUAGAUUUUUAAAAAGUAUAAGCAUGGAUUGCCAAUUCCACUUGAUGUAAACAAAACUUUUUAUACAUAAUAUAUAUAUAUAAUAACUUAUUGUAUCAGUCCAGGUUCAGAAACUUGUGGUAGGCCAGUUUCAGAUAGUUUCAUUUCACCUGUAAACUGUAUCACUUUUACUGAUAAUUGUAAUUUUCAAAUGUAUAAUAUGUUUACAGAUGUGCCCUGCAUUUAGUCUGCCUUGUUCUUAUUUUGAUUUUUGUUGAGUCUCCUGCCUGCUUGCCAAAAGCUAGGAUGCUUCAGGCCCAUGUACAAUUUAAAACAGAGGCAUCCUUGAGCUUUAAAGCAUUGAACAAACUGGAAAAUGCAACAUACCACAUACUGAAGUGAAAAAGUCUGUGUUUUUGUGUUUUUUUUUUAAAUAAAAAUUUUCAAAAAGUUUAAAAAAAAGGUAAAAGGUUGAUUAAACAAACAAAGGCUCCAGUUUGUUUUCUAGGUUUUAAAGUUCUGCUGUGUGUUUAAUUGCCUUGUGUAACCACUUGUCGCCUUAGGGCCAGAUCCUCACCCCACCCCUGUUUUUCUAAAUGUCCAUUUUGCUUGCCUGGGAUUUAAAAGUUCUCACAAAUCACAAGAAACUUCUGAAUUUUUGACAUACAGAGGUUGAGUGAAUAUAUUAAAAUGGAAAUAAUUCAGUUUCCGUCUAAAUUGGGCUUUUAACUUAGAAACAACACUUAGUAUCUUUACAAAGCCUUCACUUUGGUAAUUCCUUUUCCAGAUACCCCAUGCCUCUGUGGUUAGAGAAGCUAAAGAGAAUGUAUUCCUUCUGUUUGUCCAAAGGUUUUUUGAGUCUCACUUCUAAUGAAGCAAUGCAACAUUUCAUGUUGAUUUUCCACUGUAAUUUUCUUGAUAAAAUGGGUAGAGAUAUAGUAGUUUGGAAUGUCUCUUAACUUUCUGGGAACCCUAGUGCCCAUCAUAUUAACUGUCAGUAUUUUCUGGGCAUUGGGUUAAUCAACUUAAUUGCCUAGGUACAAGCAGGACUUUGGGACAAAUCUCUCCUUUGUGCUGUUUGGUUAUACUUGUUGCAAUCUUUCUCCUUAGUCCCUCACACAAUUCCUUACAGAGCACUUAUUAAAAAAAUCUUAAGAGUU